AUAUAAGUUAUAUAACAUUAUUGCGAGUUUUUUAAGUCGUAGGAAAUGUUUUAUGGGUUGCAGUCAACAUAUUGUGAAUUUGUAUGCAAAUAUUAUCCUUCGUAAUAAUUCAAACUCAUUUAAAGCAAUUUGCACCACUACAAAUAGCGCCUCUAUUGGAACAUUUACCCUACUCUCUUGAAAUGCUACUGUAUGAUAAUAGUCUUUUGGAGAUAUCUUAUCUUAUAUAUGCAAUUAAGUUGUAAAACGUGUGUUGCAUAAUAAAAGCAAAACAGUAUAAAACAAAACAUUUAGAUUCGGUAAAAGCUCAUUGUGUUCAUAACGUGAAUGUAAAAAGUGGUCAUGUUACGUUCAGUUAUUUUGGUUCUUUUGGUUAUUGCAGUAUACGGCGAGGAGCAAAAUGCACUUCGUCAACUGAUUUCGAAGCGCGGUCCUGUAGCUUUAAGUCGUGCAAUAUCAUCUUGCAAACAGGGACGUCGACAGGAUUGUGAGGACUGUUCUACAGUAAAAAUUUGUAGCUACGAUCAGACCGCUCUUACAUCCUAUCGCUGUCAAGAUGUAGAUCCAGCUAAGCCUUAUUGUACAGGUGAAGGAAUAUGCUCAGAAACGCAAGAAGAUGGUGUUGUGUGCAACGAAGCGAAUGAAUUGUGUCCGAUGAAUUCUCCUGGGUUCUAUCCUGACCCUUCAAAUUGCACUAGAUAUUUGUAUUGUGAUUCUGAAAUGUUAGGAUAUGAGCAAAACUGCUUAGCGGUCAAUAAUGUGUACAACCAGACUACGGCUGCUUGCUUCCUUAAGCGCCGUUCAUCUGAUUGCUUCCAGGUGGAUUGUAAAAAUUCUCGAAACAUAAAUAAGUGGUUUGUAUACACACCUUUCCCACAGCUGUAUUUUCUGUGCUCGUCAAAUGGGGCAAUCAUGUUCAAAUGCCCGCGUGAAACUGAUGUUUUUGAUUUGGACCUAAAACGAUGCGAGUUUGAAUGUCGCGAAGCGGGAAGAUUCGCUCAUCCUAAUGUCAGAAUGUACUACGAAUGUGCAUUUGUUAGCAUCAGCAAGCUCCAGAAGUUUGAACAAACUUGUCCACCUUUACUGGAGUUUAAUGCAAAGGAUCAAAAAUGUCUUGAAAAAAAAAAUGACUUGAUGAGUUAAUAAAGAUUGAUGGGAUUUGUUGAUGUUAUUAUUGAAAUUGGCUACUUGUGCAUAAGAGUAACACAUGAAUAAAUGCAAAGCAAACUGUGAAAAAUAUGUA
Messenger RNA from Anopheles arabiensis, 1243 nucleotides. RefSeq lists its product as uncharacterized. Lineage: Eukaryota; Metazoa; Arthropoda; Insecta; Diptera; Culicidae. The record is from RefSeq and is a predicted model, not a curated record. Gene Ontology annotation, cellular component: extracellular region. The coding region runs from base 343 to 1143 and encodes 266 amino acids. The transcript is spliced from 4 exons. Gene Ontology annotation, molecular function: chitin binding.